Messenger RNA from Poecilia latipinna (sailfin molly), 3239 nucleotides. It is a transcript of the gene snrka, whose product is annotated as SNF related kinase a. Gene Ontology annotation, molecular function: ATP binding; protein serine/threonine kinase activity. Bases 148 to 2202 code for a protein of 684 amino acids. Gene Ontology annotation, cellular component: cytoplasm. The transcript is spliced from 9 exons. Gene Ontology annotation, biological process: intracellular signal transduction; protein phosphorylation. The record is from RefSeq and is a predicted model, not a curated record. Lineage: Eukaryota; Metazoa; Chordata; Actinopteri; Cyprinodontiformes; Poeciliidae.
GAGGAAACAGCCAUUCCGAACAGCGCAGCCGUUGCUAACGAUGCGAUGUCCCGUCUUACGGAUGAAUCUUGGGUUUAGGGGCUUCAUGGGUGCCGCGGUCACCAAAAACAAGGAAACUGGAGCCAUGGGUUUCCUCUUCAGCCUCGGAUGAACCGAAAUAAGCUGGACCCACGCGAGCCCAGCGAGCUGCCCCGGCCUGCAGGGGGCGCUCCCCUAUCCCCAACACCCUCUCCAGUCAUGGCGGGCUUCAAGCGGGGAUACGAUGGCAAAAUUGCCGGCCUGUACGACCUGGACAAGACGCUGGGGCGGGGCCACUUCGCCGUGGUCAAGCUGGCGCGGCACGUUUUCACCGGGGAGAAGGUGGCGGUGAAGGUCAUCGACAAGACCAAGCUGGACACGGUGGCGACGGGCCACCUCUUCCAGGAGGUGCGCUGCAUGAAGCUGGUGCAGCACCCUAACAUCGUGCGCCUGUACGAAGUGAUAGACACUCAGACGAAGCUGUACCUGAUCUUGGAGCUGGGAGACGGGGGAGAUAUGUUCGACUACAUCAUGAAACAUGAGGAGGGCCUGAAUGAGGAGCUGGCCAAGAAGUACUUUGCCCAGAUCGUCCACGCCAUCUCCUACUGCCACCGACUGCACGUGGUGCACAGGGACCUGAAGCCUGAGAACGUGGUGUUCUUCGAGAAACAAGGACUGGUGAAGCUCACCGACUUUGGCUUCAGCAACAAGUUUCAGCCGGGGAAGAAGCUGACCACCAGCUGCGGCUCUCUGGCGUACUCUGCUCCGGAAAUCCUCCUUGGCGACGAGUACGACGCUCCAGCCGUAGACAUCUGGAGCCUUGGCGUGAUCCUGUUCAUGUUGGUUUGCGGCCAGCCGCCUUUCCAGGAAGCAAACGACAGCGAGACUCUCACCAUGAUCAUGGACUGUAAAUACACUGUACCGGCCCACGUCUCCAGUGCCUGCAGAGAUCUGAUAGACCGCAUGCUGCAGAGGGACCCCAAGCGCCGAGCCUCACUGGAGGAGAUUGAGAGCCACACCUGGCUGCAGGGGGUGGACCCCUCGCCGGCCACCAAGUACAGCACUCCUCUGGUCUCCCACAAGAACCUGUCAGAGGAGGAGCACAACAGCAUCAUCCAGCGCAUGGUGCUGGGAGACAUCGCUGACCGGGAGGCUAUAGUGGAAGCCCUGGAGACCAACAAAUACAACCACAUCACAGCAACGUACUACCUGUUAGCAGAGCGGAUCCUGAGGGAGAAGCAGGAGAAGGAGGUCCAGACCCGCUCCUCCAGCCCCAGUAACAUCAAGGCACACUUCAGGCAGUCCUGGCCCACCAGAAUGGACAUGCAUCAGGACAUAGAAGACUCUCUGGCUUCCUCGUCCAUCUCGCACGCCGGGGGCCCCCAGUCCCCGGCCCGGAGUGCAGAGAACCUGCUGAACGGACACCGUUCCAAAGGCAUGAUGGACCUGGGCCGGCGGGAGGAGGCCACGGUCACCGACUCAGCUCAGGGAGCCUGUGCAGCAGCAGCUUCUGGCCCUGCUGCUGCUGGGACCUUCAGAGCUGCAGGUCCCUCCACAUCAGCAGCCAAGCAGAGGAUCUGUCUGUUCAGGGUGGAGGAAGAUGAAGAGGAGGAGGAAGAACAGGACCCGUCGCCCCUUCCGACCCAGGUGAUCCUGCGGCGGAAACCUCCCUCCAUCACCAACCGCCUCACCUCCAGGAAGAGCGCCCCGGUGCUCAACCAGAUCUUUGAGGAGGAGGGCGAAUCGGACGACGACUUUGAGAUGGAUGAGGGUCUGCCACCCAAACUCAGCCGGCUCAAGAUGAACAUCGCCGGCGGGGCUGGGGGUGUGGGCUCCGGGGCUGCCUCGGCCGCGUCCCCCGGCCCCACGCAGAAACGCUACCACAGACGCAAGAGCCAGGGUCGAGGGUCGUCCUGUUCCAGCUCGGAGACCAGCGACGACGACUCAGAGAGCCACAGGAGGCGCCUGGACAAGGACUCUGGUUUCACCUACAGCUGGAACCGGAGGGACAGCAGCGAGGGGCCCCCCGGCAGCGAAGGUGGUACUGGGGGGGGCAGCAGUUCCGGCCAGGGGAAGCCCCCCUCGGAUGGUGGCGGCUCCUCUGGCCCAGACAGAGGCAGCCCCCCUGGUAACGGGGAGAGGGAAGGUUACAGGUUCCAGCUUAACCAGGAAAACAGACAUUAACCAUAGCAGCACCAAAGUGUCCUCUGUGUCACUAUAAACCUUCUUCUGAUUUUACUGUUUUUACCUCUAAUGAGGAAGAAUUACAGGAAGUGUCAGAAUCUGGUUCUGGCCACUUUUGAUCCCAUUUCCACAAAGCUGUUCUAAAUCCUGACCCAGUUAAGAGUCGAUGGUGAAACGGAACCAGUGACCCACCAGUCUGCUGUUUGCUGGGUGAGAACUGGAGGAACUGGUUUAACACUGGACCUGGUUCUGGUGGAAAGGCCUGCCCGGAUGUAAAGCCAUAAAUGACAUAAACACGCCCUUUUGGCCUUUAAUAAUGAGCAAACAGUGUAAAGUUCAAAGGUCACCAUGUUCCAUCAUCAGGAGGAGGGAAGUCCAAGGCUGGCUGGGCUGCCAGGUGUUAGGACAGCAACUUAUUCAUAUUUUUGCUAACGUGGAUUCCUUCCAUCAAAACAAUCAUUUUUACAGAAUCUCCUCCUGAUGUUUGUGUUCACUCCUUCACUCAUCAGCUCUGCUUUUCCUCCUGUUGCACUCAGACAAUCUGCAGCUCCUCUUCCUGUCAGACUUUCCUCUGCAGCUUUAAAGUUCCGAUCAGAAUCUACACAUUAUGAACAUUAAUGAUGAUCAUAUCAGUUGCUAAGAAUUAGAACUGGUCAUUUUGCAUGGUGGGAUUAUUAUACAGCUGCAGGAUGAUUUGAAACAUGACUUAUUACCUGUUAUGAAGACGAAGGAGUCUUCAUGAAUGUUUACGACUGUUGUCAUGAAGUGUCAUUUGAUAAACAAUGAUAGAAUGUAAAGUUGACCAUUUUAAUGGACUUUUAAUACAAUUCUGUAUUAAAAGUGUCAUUAUUUACCAAAUGACACUUCAUGACAACAGCCUUAAACAUUCAUGAAGACUCAUUCAUGUUCAUUAAAGGUGUUAAGUCAUGUUUAUGACAGUGUCAUGUCAGUCUUAUGCACACCCCAUCAAAAAAAAGUGUCACCUCCAACUUUCUUCUUGGGAUUUUGACUUUUUCUUGGAUUUCUGACCUUUAUAC